ACAGCCACUGACGUCACCCAUUCAAAACACCAUAGGCAAGCCCAGACACACACCGACCGAUCGCCGGACAAGCGAUGCACGGUUUAUGCUCAUCCGAACCCAGACGACCUGUGGACCGGACGGACCGACGAGACGGGGACGAAACCGUCGCACAUCAACACUGAGCUGUGGCUAUUCGAACCGCGCUCCCUGGCUUCCUCAAAUACUUUUCGUAUACCUGUCAAGACGACAGAAGUGACAAGAUUCACGCCUGCGUUCUCUCUGCAGAUUUCUGGACAUGACUUUGCAGGAUAAACUGACAACAGCGGCAGCGACGGGAAAAACGGCAGAUGUGGAGGAGCUCCUGCGGGAAGGAGCUCAAGUUAACGGGGUGAACAGUUUCGGACGCACCGCUCUACAGGUGAUGAUGAUGGGGAGCACUCCGGUGGCUCAGCUGUUACUGGAGCACGGAGCGGAUCCCAACGUGACGGACAGAAGCACCGGGACCACACCGCUGCAUGACGCGGCCGGGACGGGCUUCCUGGACACCGCGCGGCUGUUGGUGCAAUUCCGGGCUGACCCGCAGGCCACAGACAAUAACAGCUGUCAGCCGAUCGAUUUGGCCAGAGAGAACGGCCAUGUCGAGGUGGUCGAUUUCCUGCAGUCGCAGUGAAACAGGCAGUGACGUUAAGAUAUUUAUGUUUUGAAUUGGGGACUCUGAGACACGGGGCCUGAAGAGGCCUGCAGACUAAAUGAUGUCGACUGUUCUGCUGUAAAACACUUUAUUUAUAGGCCUACCUCCGAUGUUUUGCUGAUGGGCAUCGUUAUUUUAUUUCUUAACGAAAUAUGGGUUAGAGUCGCUGUUAUGACAAAUAAUAAAUAUAGCCCAAUAUUACACAGAUCUAACGCCAGCUAUUUGGGAUAUUCAGUUUAUAGCGCCGUUAACACAAUUUGUUGCAUGUUGGUUUAUCUUCCCCAGUAUAAUUCAAAUAUUUCAAUUUGCCCACAAGUAAAUCCCAUUUUUUAUAAUGUAGUUUUUACUAUUGCUCAGUAAUUUGUAUUUUAAAAAUAGGAUUAAUGUUGGUUUUCGUCAUAAAUCAUAUGAGAAUGCCGUAUUUUAAAUAUGUUUCCAUGUCAAAUAUUUAAACAAAGCCCUUCAAAAUGUUUUGCACAUUGAACAUUAUUGUCCAAACGAUCCACAGUUCUGAAAGCAUGAUCUUUAUUCUGCAGAAACAUGGAGUCCCAAUUCCUGUUUGUACAAAUGCUUUUCAGAACUCGCUCAUUAUGCACUUUAAUAAAAUGUAAGAUUUAGUGUUUAACGGUAUAAACAGAAGAGAAGCAGGAGUAAUAUGCCGCACAUAUUGUCUGAAGGACGGAUUACCAAAAGGUACAAGACAAUAAAAAAAUAAAAAAUAAAAAGCAAGCCAUGAUUAUUUGACUAUAGGCUAAAUUUGAUAGAAGUUGAUUGACUUAAAGCACCAGAGUAGAUUUUUAUUUUUAUUUUUUGUCAACUAAAUAUGUUUAGAAAUAACUUUUCUAUAUAAGAAUGGACGUCGGGUUAUUGUUGCACACUGAAUGGGUCGCAAUUAUGAGUCAAUAGCCAAAGGUAAUGCGUCGCUGCUUUGCAGGUCAAAUAAGGACAAACAUGAAAGGAGACAAAAUAUUAUUAAAACACAACUAGACUCAUAAAAUAUAUGCAAGGCUUCUACGUUUUGGCGAGUUAAACAUUAGCUUGGUUUAGUUUAUUAAGCCGAGCUGUUUUUAUGGCUUUAUGAAACCAAAGGGAGGUUUGACAAUAGCACACAGUAAAGUCCCCAAAACCACGACGGGCAUAAAUAACGCUGCUGUUUUGUCUCUUGAGUUAAAUGUUCAUGCAUAGGUCCAGUAUACAGUCUUAGGCCUGAUAUUUCAACUUUACCAUGAAAAAGCGCUUUUAUCUCAACAAUAAAUCACUGAAUGUCAAACAGGAAGCUGUUUUUAGACAUUAUUUUUUAGACCGAGCAU
Anarrhichthys ocellatus (wolf-eel) is the source of this 1983-nucleotide messenger RNA. It is a transcript of the gene cdkn2, whose product is annotated as cyclin-dependent kinase inhibitor 2A/B (p15, inhibits CDK4). Gene Ontology annotation, cellular component: cytoplasm; nucleus. The transcript is spliced from 2 exons. The coding region runs from base 278 to 652 and encodes 124 amino acids. Gene Ontology annotation, biological process: regulation of cyclin-dependent protein serine/threonine kinase activity; regulation of G1/S transition of mitotic cell cycle; negative regulation of cell population proliferation. The record is from RefSeq and is a predicted model, not a curated record. Gene Ontology annotation, molecular function: protein kinase binding; cyclin-dependent protein serine/threonine kinase inhibitor activity. Lineage: Eukaryota; Metazoa; Chordata; Actinopteri; Perciformes; Anarhichadidae.